This is a messenger RNA of Papaver somniferum (opium poppy), 738 nucleotides long. RefSeq lists its product as uncharacterized. The record is from RefSeq and is a predicted model, not a curated record. The coding region runs from base 1 to 738 and encodes 245 amino acids. Lineage: Eukaryota; Viridiplantae; Streptophyta; Magnoliopsida; Ranunculales; Papaveraceae. The transcript has a single exon. Gene Ontology annotation, molecular function: nucleic acid binding; RNA-DNA hybrid ribonuclease activity.
AUGAGACUUUCUCAGGCAAUGCAAGAUAUUGAAACUCACUGUGAAGUUUGUAAACAAGAACAUGAAGACCUAUUUCAUAUCCUCAUCAGUUGUUCUCAUGCUCAGGCUGUGUGGAGCUCACUUAAUAUCAACAUUGCUCAGAUAAUUAAGCAGUGUCAAUCGGUUAAAGAGUGGAUUAUUUCUUGGUCUCAAGAUAUUCAUAAUGCAGGAAGUGAAUCAAUUGAUAUCUGGAGAAAGUUGUUGAUGGUAGGGAGUUGGGUAAUAUGGAAGGAAAGGUGUGACUGUGUUUUUCAAGAUAAAAAACUCAUCCCAAGUCGUACUGUCGAAAGGAUUCAGAAUCAAUUGAUUAGUUACAACUCUACUACUAAGGAAACUUCACCUGUAGAUUCAGCUGAUAUUUUAACUCCCACCUCUGCAUCACCUGAGCAUAUUACUAACACUUUCACUUGCCUGCAGGAUAUUUUGAAUGAAGUUACCACCUUUAAAUUCUUUGUUGACAUUUCAUAUGAUAAAUACACUACUGACUGUGGGUAUGGAAUUGUCUGUUAUGAUACUGCAGGUACACUCGUUGGAUUCAAGGGAUCAUAUGCAGCUGGAAUAAUUGAUUCAAAAGCAGGAGAGUGUAAAGUUGUUCUUGAAGGACUGAGAUGGGCAAAGGCAAUGGAUUUAGACAACGUACACAUCAUAUCAGAUGCUGAGGCUGUAGUUAACUCCAUCAACAAUAUUUUUUUUCAAUAA